GACAAUGGACUCAUUGACCCAGAUGGUGAAUAUGUCCUCAGCAUCCAAUGAAGCAGUGAGGUAUCCGGCAUGGAACUGGCGGGAUUGGAAAGGGUUUUUGUCCCGACUGUUUUGUCCUGUACCAGCGAUAAGACAAUAUCAGUACUUCCGCAUGACGACGGAAGAGCCAGGUGUGGUCACAAUGCGCACGAGAGUCGGAUGUCCAGAGGUCAAGGUUACAGUGACUAUGGAUGGCGUCCAUAUUCCAUACCAACAACCGCAGAUUGUAGAGGCCAAAGGACUCAGCCGAAACAGACAGGAGUACUUGUACAAAGUUGUCAGGCCAUAUCUCAGCGAUGCUAACAAGGAUGCUACUUGCCCUUGCCCAGAAACAUCACUAUAGUUAUGUCGUCGCAUCUAUCGCAUCUACGGCGAAAGAUUACACACAUUAUAAUGUCAAUAUUUACAGGCGAAUGACAAAUAACUUGAAACUUAUUCUUCAGUACUUUUUGAAUAUCCUUCAAUGUCUGUUUGAAUACAUUGGUUUAUUUAUAAAUCAUUUAAAUAACACUUUUUCAUAUCAAAUGAAAUAUUUGUAUUCACUUCUGCUCGUUUCUAUAGAAUUCAUGGCAAACGAAGGAUUCUGCAUACAAUAUAAGCUGUACGAUAAAUAAAUUGU
Molecule: messenger RNA, 658 nt
Organism: Dreissena polymorpha
Lineage: Eukaryota; Metazoa; Mollusca; Bivalvia; Myida; Dreissenidae
Exons: 2
Coding region: 5-382 (125 amino acids)
Source: RefSeq, a predicted model, not a curated record